AUGUUGGAAAACAUCAUGGGUAAUAUUCAAGUAUCAUAUGACUGCGACACUGAUUUGACUGAAACAAUGACCCAGAAAACAGAAACUGCUGCAAGCAACACAUUUUCAGACGUACUAGAGAUGGACCAUAAUUAUCAAAUGAGAGAAGCUUCACAAGUAGAUAUAGAAGCUGGUGGAAGUGAUUCUGAAAUUUUAAGCAUGACUACAGGUCAGGUUCAUGAAGUUCGUACUAAAGAAAAAGACAAGACGAAAAAUACCCUAACCUGCCCAAUUAGUUGCAGAGAAAUUAGACUUUGUUCAGACGCAGAAGGAAAAAUGCUUAGAGCAGCAUGCAAUAAAAAUGCAAAUUUUUAAAAAAUGCUUAGAAUUGUGCAAGUGUUGGGACAAACAUAUCUAAGCCUGAUUAAUAAUAAAGAACUUCCCUGGAAAGAUCAAUAUGGGGUAAUCCAACGAAGACCAAACAGGACAUCUUCUGUGGCUUUUGGCAGAGACUGAGAACAGUCGUUUGAGAUAUUUUUAAAUUGUGAAUUCAUAACCCUUUGAAUAGUGAAUAUUUACAGAUAUAUACGUAAAUAGACAACAUUUAAAAAACCGUCAUUCGUCUUUUGCCAAAAAUGCAGUUCUUUUUUGUCAUCAAUUAAAAUACCUACCUACCCCUCCUCAAUUGGUUUUUUGAGUUUCUUGAAAUAUACUGGGAAAGCAAAAAAAAUGCCCGGUUUAGUCUGGAUGACCCUGUACUUAUUUAUUAAUUU
Messenger RNA from Acanthoscelides obtectus, 752 nucleotides. NCBI's taxonomy places the organism in Eukaryota, Metazoa, Arthropoda, Insecta, Coleoptera, Chrysomelidae. The record is from the annotation of a GenBank genome assembly.